AUGCUGCUUGUGUAUCCCAUCGAGGCCGUGGUCACAGAGGAGCCAGGGCCCAUGGCAGCUGGGCAGACAGGAGCCCCGGCUGGCAGGAGUGUGCGGCCGGCACGGCCCGGCCUCCUGGAGGCUGCCGGAGACCACCCUCGAGGACGGGCCCGCUGUGCAGCCAUUGCUGCUGUGCCCGCCCCCUCGUUCAUGGACCGAAGAGUCAAAUGUGGACUCUGCUGUCAGCAUAGGUGCCCAGAGCUCAAUGAGGAGACUGUUGGUGGAAGGGCACAGCUGUUGAGGCGGGCAGACACCUGCUGCUGGGACAUCGUCUGUGCCAGCCCCAGCUGGUCCCUGGGCACCUCUCCUGGUCCCUACGGACUUUCCGGCCGAGACCAGCCAGUGGAGCUGCUUGGCCCCGCCCGCGUGAACCACAUGCCCAGCACGGUGGACGUGACUGCGGCCCUGCCCCUGCAGGUGGCCCCUGCGGCAGUGCCCAUGGACCUGCGCCUGGACGCACAGUUCCCGCUGCCCGUGGCCGAGCCGGCCCUGCGGGAGCAGCAGCUGCAGCAGGAGCUCCUGGCGCUGAAGCAGAAGCAGCAGAUCCAGCGGCAGAUCCUCAUCGCCGAGUUCCAGCGGCAGCAUGAGCAGCUGUCCCGGCAGCACGAGGCCCAGCUCCACGAGCACAUCAAGGUGUGGUUGGGGGCAAAGGCCCUGGGACUGCCCCGUGUGCCUCCACACCAUAGCUGCUGCCCAGUGAUCAGGGGGAAGCUGAGGUUGGUACCCAGAGUCUCCCUCUGA
Orycteropus afer afer is the source of this 780-nucleotide messenger RNA. The record is from RefSeq and is a predicted model, not a curated record. NCBI's taxonomy places the organism in Eukaryota, Metazoa, Chordata, Mammalia, Tubulidentata, Orycteropodidae.